AGACGUGUUUCCUUGUUUUGUUUCCUUGUUUUGCUGCAGCAACACUCUAGAAAAUAUCACCCUGUGGAUAAACAGCAUGAUGUUUAUGAAGCUAGAUAUGUCUGUGAAUGUUACUGAAUGUCCUUGAACCCCAUCAUGGUAGAGAAACUCGUGACUUCCUGUAAAUGAGGAAGGGAGGGCCUCAUGUUUCACAAGGAACAGGAAGUGAAGAGAAACUCUGAAGAACGAGCGAAUUAAAUCAAGUCUCUCGCAGUUGAAGGCCAGAAGAUGGAAGAUCAGGACAGAGCAGAACCUCCAGGACCCAUCAGUCCAUCUAUGAGGAGUGACCGGUCCAUACAUCGCCCUCCAGACUUCAGUAAUGAACCUGAACCAUCACACAGAAAGAGAAAACAGGAGGAGCAUCCAUCCUGCUGUGCUUUGGGUCAGAAUGUUCUGAUGGAUCCGGUCUGUACCAGCUGCCCCCAGUAUGGGAAACGACCCAGAACAGGAUCUGGACGGCUGACAGCCAAUCAGAGCAGCUGUGCUCCAGAACAGUUACUGGAACUGGAUCACUGGACUGACUGGUUCUGGUUUCUCUCUCCAAAAGGCCAGAAGAUGGAAGAUCAGGACAGAGCAGAACCUCCAGGACCCAUCAGUCCAUCUAUGAGGAGUGACCGGUCCAUACAUCGCCCUCCAGACUUCAGUAAUGAACCUGAACCAUCACACAGAAAGAGCAGCUUUGGUGAGGAGGAGCAUCCAUCCUGCUGUGCUUUGGGUCAGAAUGUUCUGAUGGAUCCGGUCUGUACCAGCUGCCCCCAGUGUGGGAAACGACCCAGAACAGGAUCUGGACGGCUGACAGCCAAUCAGAGCAGCUGUGCUCCAGAUAUUGUUGGUCAGUAUCAGCCUGACCUUAAAGAGUUUCUGAAGAAGAAGUUCCAGAGUCUCUCUGAAGGCGUCGCUGAACCUGGAAAUCAAACCGUUCUGAACCAGAUCUACACAGAGCUCCACAUCACAGAGGGGUUAACUAGAGAGGUCAACCAGGAACAUGAGGUCAGACACAUUGAAACAGCAUCCAGGAAACAAGAAACAAUCAGAAGAGAAGACAUCUUUAAAGUCCCACCUAGAAGAGAUGAACCAAUCAGAACAGUGAUGACCAUGGGAGUGGCUGGCAUUGGGAAAACACUGUUAACACAGAAGUUCACUCUGGACUGGGCUGAAGGCAAAACCAACCAGAACAUUGAUUUCAUAUUUCCAUUCACUUUCAGAGAGCUGAAUAUGUUGAAAGAAGAAAAGUUCAGCUUAUUAGGACUGAUUCAUAAAUUCUUUUCUAAAACCAAAGAAAUCAGCAGCUUUGAAACGUUCCAGGUUCUGUUCAUCUUUGAUGGUCUGGAUGAAAGUCGAUUUACUCUGGAUUUCAAGAACAAUCCGAUCCUGACUGAUGUUACAGAGUCCAGCUCAGUGGAUGUUCUGGUGACAAACCUCAUCAGGAGGAAACUGCUUCCCUCUGCUCUCCUCUGGAUAACCACACGACCUGCAGCAGCCAAUCAGAUCCCUGCUGAGUGUGUCGGCAUGGCAACAGAGGUCAGAGGGUUCACUGACCCCCAGAAGGAGGAGUACUUCAGGAAGAGAUUCAGAGAUGAUGAAGAGAAGGCCAGCAGGAUCAUCUCCCACAUCCAGAAAUCAAAAAGUCUCCACAUCAUGUGUCACAUCCCAGUUUUCUGCUGGAUCACUGCUAAAGUUCUGGAGGAUGUGAUGAAGACCAGAGAGGGAGGAGAGCUGCCAAAGACUCUGACUGAGAUGUACAUAGCAUUCCUGAUAGUUCAACUCAAAAUCAAGGAGGAAAAGUUUGAUGGAGAAGCUGAAGAUCCAGAGAAGAUAAAUCUGAUUGAGUCUCUAGGAAAACUGGCUUUUGAGCAGCUGCUGGAGGGAAACCUGAUCUUCUAUGACGAAGAGCUCAAAAAGUGCGGCAUCAACAUCAAAGAUGCUGCGUUGUUCUCAGGAGUGUUCACUGAAAUGUUUAAAAGAGAGAGAGGGACGUGCGACAUCUCCGUCUACUCCUUUGUUCAUCUGAGCAUCCAGGAGUUUCUGGCUGCAGUCUACAUGCUCCACUGUUUCACCAGCAGGAAGUCAGAGGUGAUCAAGACGUUUCUGGGAGAAAAAUACAGAGAAACAUCUCUAGAUGAGUUCAUGAAGAAAGUCAUGGAGAAAUCCCUCAGCAGUGAAAAUGGCCACCUGGACCUGUUUGUCCGCUUCCUUCAUGGUCUCACUGUGGAGUCCAACCAGAGACUCUUAGAAGAUCUGCUGGGUCAGACAGAGAACAGUCCAGGAACCAUCCAGAGAAUCAUCACCAACCUGAAGGAGAUGAACACUGAUAGAAUCUCUCCUGACAGAAGCAUCAACAUCUUCUACUGUCUGGUGGAGAUGAACGACGUCUCAUUUUAUCAGGAGAUCCAACGGCUGCUGGAUUCAGGGAAGAAGCUCUCAGUGACUGACUGUUCAGCUCUGGCCUUCAUGCUGCAGAUGUCAGAGGUUCUGGAUGAGUUGGACCUGAAGAAGUACAAAACAUCAGCAUCAGGACGACAGAGACUGGUUCCAGCUGUGAGGAACUGCAGAAAGGCUCGACUUGGUGGCUGUAGGCUCCAAAAUGCUGAAUGUGAAGUUGUGGCUUCGGCUCUGAAGUCCAACCCAGAUCUGACUGAACUGGAAAUAAAUCAGAUCUUCAUAAAUAAAAGUGGAGACUCUGAUCUGAAGCCUCUGGUUGAGAUCCUGGAGAGUUCAGUCAGUAAAGUGAAGAAUCUGAGAUUGUUGAGCUGCAGUUUGUCAAAGAUCCACUGUGAUUAUUUGGCCUCAACUCUGAAGUCCAAACGCCUCCAACUGACAGAACUGAACCUGAGAGGAAACAACCUGAAGUAUCCAGAUGUUCAGCAGCUGAAGGAUCUUGUAAAGACUCUUCAGUGGAAGACAUAUGUCUUAUCUCAGUAAAGUAGAGAAUGGUCUCAGUGUCCUGCUGAUCCUCAGAGGUUGAAGCUGCAGCAGUUUGAGUCUAAAGAGACUCUGACUGGAUCAUGAUGAUGACCUCUGACC
Molecule: messenger RNA, 3063 nt
Organism: Xiphophorus hellerii (green swordtail)
Lineage: Eukaryota; Metazoa; Chordata; Actinopteri; Cyprinodontiformes; Poeciliidae
Product: protein NLRC3-like
Exons: 9
Coding region: 268-2961 (897 amino acids)
Source: RefSeq, a predicted model, not a curated record